This is a messenger RNA of Protomyces lactucae-debilis, 1068 nucleotides long. RefSeq lists its product as uncharacterized. NCBI's taxonomy places the organism in Eukaryota, Fungi, Ascomycota, Taphrinomycetes, Taphrinales, Protomycetaceae. The transcript has a single exon. The record is from RefSeq and is a predicted model, not a curated record. The coding region runs from base 1 to 1068 and encodes 355 amino acids.
AUGUCCAAGCAAGUCAGCCGCAUCAGCCCCUACUUCCCCAUCGCAGUCUUAUUGGCAAUCCAGGCCUUCGACAACUACCACCUGCUCCACGUUGUCCUCGGUCACCCGCUCGCAUCUACUGUCGAACAGGGAUGCCCAGCCCGCACAGGCGCCUUCGCCCUCAUACCGCCUCUCAACAAGAUCUGCUGCAUUCUCUCGAAUGCCUUUGAGAUUGCCAUGGGUGACCCUGUAUGUCGGGUUGUCCUGGCAGAGUUUUCUGUCUUGAUUGCAGCCGUCGCUGUCAUUUCUCACAUCGCUGCCAAUCGUGCAUCUGCUAGCUGGCCCGUCAAGUACGGCGCAACGAUUGUUCUCGUCCUUGGCCAGCUGCUCGGCGUCGCCAAUAUCAUGCCCAUCUUUUAUGCACUCAUCAUCUGGCGCAGCAGCGCAUCGGCACGCGCUUCUUUCCUUCCCUCUGGCGUGUCACGCGCUCUGCUGCCUGCCAUCGUCGUCGGGUACUUCUUCCUGACUGCACCCAUGCUGGUGCCAGACAUGUUCACCAAAGGAACCUUGCGCAUGACGAUGGAGCUGUGGCAGCCCUUCCCAAUCUACCUGGCAGCACUCAUGGCCGUGCUAGGCUCCUACUUCUACGCCAUUUCUAAUCGCCAGCUCACAGCGAGCGAUGCUGUCAUCUCCACCUCAUUUCUGGUGAGCACCACCGACUUCUUGGUGCUCUGCUCUCUCCUGACACACGGCCUUGCCAUCUACUUCUUUGUGACGCUCAGACCCGCCCUCAAGGACUUUAUCCCCAAUUUGGAUAUGCGCACAGCGACAGAUGUCUACAGGACCUUCUUCCUGUUUGACUUUAUUGGCUGCUUGACGGCCACCUGGACUCUCAUCUUUUAUGACACGACGCGGUUCGCUGGUCUUGGCCGGGCGAGUCCGCUGGCUGCAGUCGUUGUUGCCAUUGUCGGGACACUGAUUCUGGGCCCUGGAGGAGCCGUGGCAUGGGCUUGGGCGAGUGUAGAAAAGGCACGCUUAUCGGCACUCGUCGCAGACCGGAAACCAAGUGAUCGUAAGAUCUCUUCAUAA